UGAAAAUUGUAAAAUGGCGGACCAAAGUUUGGUGAGCUAGUGCAUACAAAAUUGUUAGAGGAAAACAUGUUUAAAAUGAAACUUUUGAAGAAAAAACUUUGUAAAUAGUUAACGAAUUAUAAAAACUUAGAUAUUUUAUGCUUUAUCGGCAAUAGUGACUUAUUCAUAUAUAAGAUUUCGAGUGUUUUUUGCUUAUGAAUAGACCUUGUCCACAUCUUCUGUAGCCAUAUUUAUGAAAUUUAUAUUGAAAAUAUUCCUGAUUUCUGCAAUUUCAAAUGAGAAAUGGGAUGGCUAAACAACAUGAGUUAACUACCAUCAAACAUGGAUCCAGUGGGGCCAUGGUAUGCCACUCCCUAUAACCGCCUUGCCAGUGUGCAAGCUGGAUCUGGAAGUGGAGAAUUGCAUCACCAUUUAGCAACAACGACUGCAGCAGGCGCUCCACCAACCACAACAGCCCAACUCCUGCCUGGUAGUUUUUUGUCACCACCCCCUGUUGGAUAUGAAUCAGUAUUUACUCCCCUUUUCCACCAUGCAAGUGCCAAACCUGCAGCUCAUUAUGUAUCCCAGGUUACUCAGCAAAGAGCACAAGCUUUGGCCCAAGCAGCUGCUACUAAGCAGUCUGGUGAUGGAGAGUUCCAUCCUCAAACUCAAGCCUUUUUUGAACAAGGUGCUGCAAGUGCCUGGCAGCAGAGCAGCCCCUUUGGUAUUUUACCCCAUGAAAGUGUUGUAGCCACUACUACCAGUAAAACUUAUGAAAACUUUAAUGCUCAUUUUGCAGCUGCCCAAAGUAUAAAUAACCACUUAAAUUCUCAAAUUGCCAAAUCAGGUAACAACAGGGCUCAAAGUCCACAGGUGUCAACACCUUCAACAAAAACAAAUGCAUCACAAGGCAAUCCAAGUAGUUUUUUUCAAGUCCCAUCUAGUAUAUCAGAUAAUGCAUCCAAUACAAGUAAGACAUUCUCCUCUGCCAAUACUUCUAAUAUACAACAAUCUUGUAUAGUAUCUUCACCUUCCACUACAGUUUCUAAGGAAUAUAGAGUUCCUCAGCCUCCUGCACGUACUACAUUUUUAACUUCUCCUAAUGCUUCCCGUACUACUAUUGAAAAGGCUUUUGCUUCACCACCUAGUAAACAACAGGCAUCACCUGUUCAACAGCAGAUUCAAACUAAGGCCCAGACAAAAAUUUAUUCAGAACUUGGCAGUCAACAAGAAAGACAAAGGCCAAGUAAUGAAGAAACACAAAGUCAAUCAUCUCCCAUCAGCUUCUCCAUUAUGGAUGCACCUGGCCGUUUAAACUAUACUGGUAGUAAUUCAUCUGGAAAGAGACCACCUCAGUUCCCGCACAAUUAUAGACAUUACCAGCAACAACAGCAACCACAAGGAAGUUCUAAUUCUGAAGAAUUUCAGAGGCCUAAAAGUGGCUCAGAUUACAACAAUUCUAAUGGACCUGAUUGCAAUGUUGUAGUCCCAAGAAGACCUAGUCCACUUCAAGCACAUUCCCAGGCAUCACCUCUAGGUCAUGCACAAAGUCCGGCUUAUCCGAUGUACAAUAGUCCAAUGAACUCAAUCUCAUCGCCUCAGCAAAGUUCUAGCAAUCAAGUAGCUCCUCCGUCGCCACUUGACGUUUCUGUACCUAGGCCUAGCUCUCAAACUAGCAACGUAGCUUACCCUUCUGUUAUAACUAGAGCAUUAAACCAUGAGAAGUCGUUUCCUGAAAGGUAUGAACGACCAAACCAUAACAACCAGCAGAAUCAAAAUUGUUGGGAUGAAAGACAGGGCCAAAGAAAAUUUCAGAACAAUCAAUCAGGGUCCCAAUCUAGUACUACCUACAGUUCAAACAACAACAUAGAAAUGAAUAGGAGUGAACCAAAUCAACAGCAGCAGCAGCAACAGCAACGGGUGGUUCUGGGAGUGGCCGAACGACAGCAGACUUAUUUUGAUUCAAACAGUGGUCACCAAGUGACGUUACAGGAUCUGUCAAGCUGUAGGGGAGAUCCUAUGAGUAUAGUAAAGAAUCUACAGCAGCAGCAGCAGAGCUGUCAGGUGCAACAAAAUGAGAUUAAAACAGAAGCGAAGCCUCCAAAAAGGAGGAAGAGCAGUGAUAAGCCGAUUGCUGAUAUGCAUCCAUUACCAAGUCGAAUUCCUCCGCCUGCCCACAGUUCCGCGACGAAUCAGCCUCAACAAAAUGGUGCCUAUUUUGACUUUGAUAGAUGGAAUCUCCCGCCCCCUACUUCCAAAUUUCUUACCACCCAAUCACUACAUCAGCAACAUCAAGGUCUGAUGGUACCGCAUCCUCAUGGCCAUCAUCCACCUCCUCCUUUACCCUAUUUUGCCCCUUUCCAUUUACCUCCUCAUCCCACUGAAUAUGCAUCCACCGUAGAGUUAACUCCUUUGACAAAUUAUAAUGAACAAUCACCACAGGCUUCCAAUCAAUACCAACCUCAACCAGAGGAACAUCCUAAAGUGGUGGUGCCAAAUAUUGAAGAGGAACUGAAUUUUCUUUCACAGGAUUCAACAAGAGUUCCAAAUAAUCAGCACCAGCACGUACCUCCUCAAAAACCUUCCCUGGCGAUGAACUCGAAUAAACCGCCAGAAAAACCAGCAGGUGCUGGUUCGGGCUUCAUGAGUAGCUACCUUAAGUUUCUGCAGGGCGAAAGAGAUACCUCUCCACCGCCUGCGAUGCGCGGAGCCAACAGGAAACAAACGUGGCCUAGAGCUCCUAUGAAGGGCAUGGAAGACAAAUCUCCCGACAGUAAUGGUGUACCUUCCGCUUCUUCAAACCCGCCUCCACCUGUGCCUGUCACUGUACCUCCCUUGCCUACACCUGUCGCUAGACUAUCGUCUCAAGGUGAUCCCCAAGAUGAUCCGAGAUACUUCCCUUUACCUAAGGAACGAAAACGCAACAGUUUUGACAGCUCGGAUGACGGCUUCAGUUCUGACGAUGAUUUCUUUGGCAAAAAGAAUAAACAGAAACCUGCUCCUACGAAUACCGAGGUUAAAGACAAAGAAAAAGAAAAGGAAAAAGAAAAAAAGAAAGAAGAAAAAGAAAAGACAAAAAUACACAAACCUCAUUCUGACAAACCUAAAAAACCGAAAACAGACAAACCUCCCAAACCUGAAAAAGAGAAAAAGCAUAAAGAUAAAAAGGAUAAGGAUAAGAAAAGAGAUAAAGACUCUUUAGAAGAUGUGCCGCGAAGAGAAUCGACGAAACGCGCAGCAAAGAAAAAGAACAAUUUAGCGGAAGUUGGGAAAGACGACGAGCCCGAAGAACCUCCAGAGUUCCAGGAUUCUGAUUCGGAUCCAGCGUGGACUCCAGCCGCUAAUAAUGAUGAAGAGGAAGCGGUAGUCGUUAAAAAGAACAGACGAGGGAGACCAUUGGGCAGCAAAUCUAAGAAAACACUCAAAAAUUUAAUAUCAGCGGCAGCUCAGGGAGCUGGUAUUAGCGACGGCGAUGAUUAUAGUAGUGAUCAUUCUCACAAAAAGAAACUCCACAAAAUCAAACAGCCGCAACAACCUCAGCAAAAUAUGGCGCCAACGUUGGAAGACAAUAUCGCCGCUUCAUUACAAAACAGUAUUCCGUCAGCAAAUGAUGAUGAGCCGUUUAAGGCCGGAGAUUUCGUAGUAAUUAAGGCUGAACUGAACGAAGAAUGGCCAGCCAUAUGGAGGGUUGAUGGCAAAACUCUUCUUCAAAAAUAUGAACCGUUCGAACAAAACGGUGUUACUUUAUAUAGGAAUAUAUCGACGUAUACAUCUUGGACGCCAGAAAGCAAAAAGCAAUAUAUGGUAGUUCCAGUGAAGUUAAUAUCGACGGGCCAGCUAGAAGUUAUUGUAGAGUUUUUGAAACAUGAGAUGAAUAUAGUUGAUUUUGAAUAUCAAGAUCAAUGCAUGAAGCAAUUCGAAUCUUACCAAGACAAUUUUGAGGUGUAUAUCCAGACAUUGAUUUCUCAGGCAUUGGAUAGUAAUUUCCUGAUGGAAAUUUUCCAUGAAAAGGACGAUUACUUCCUUUCGAAUGUUCAAACGAUCGACGAUAUCACGGAUAGCAAAAAGCAGAAAUUCUUCAAUCUCUUAAGGUGGCCCGCCAAUGUUCAAGCAGCUAUCUGUACGUGGCCAUGUUACAACGUUCUUCGCGAAGUGUCGAUGUCGGAUUCCCAGUCGAAGUCUUGCGCAGCGUGCAACAGAAUCGGGGUUUCAGUGAGGGUCUUGAUGUACGGCCAGCCAUACAAUUCAACGACACUGGAGGGCUGUCCGCCCGAUCCUAAUGCCAUAAAUGAGAAGGACUUCUUAAUGUGUAGAUUAUGUGUAACCCAAGUGGAACUUUUGAACAAAGUGACUCAUCAAAAGUAUCUUAUGUAUAUAGAAUGUGCAAAACGUGUUAGUGAAAAACGGACUAAUGAUGCGACUAAAGAUACUACAUGUAUAUUAAACGAGCUACUGGCUGACGAGUCUUGGCUGAAUCAGUUGUUCUUGGAAGUGCGAACGUCUUGGGCGGAAAUAGACAGCAUAGACUAUAGUUUUAGAACAAAAAAUUCAGUGCAUUCACAGUGAUUCAAGAAUUGAAUGAUUAAUUAUAAGUCGUAAUUUAAAUCAAAAUGUGUAUAUUUGAUGAGAGUUUAUAUGAAUAAUAAUAUUAAAUUGUAAUUAAUUAGUAAUAGCGAUCGAUAUUCAUAAUAUUUGAAUAAGUACGUAAUCUGUUUUUUAUGGUUAUUUACCAUGGCAUGCUGUGCAUUUUUUAUUUCAGUGCUCUAACGUUUUUUAAAAAGUGAUAUUGUAUUAUUUGUUAAUUUUUAUUUUGUAAAUUUCAGCAUUGGUUAUUUAUAACGAGCACACAAACUCAUUAAUAAAUGAAUAUUAUCA
This is a messenger RNA of Diabrotica balteata, 4854 nucleotides long. NCBI's taxonomy places the organism in Eukaryota, Metazoa, Arthropoda, Insecta, Coleoptera, Chrysomelidae. The record is from the annotation of a GenBank genome assembly.